AAAUAAUACAUCACCUCGUUGACCUCAUUUUGCCCCAAAUUUCUACAAAGUCUGCUAAAUUUUGCUACUCACAAUACUGUACUUCUCAUAAGCAGACACGUUAGAUUUAUGUCUUUUUCCUUAAUUUGCCGUUUCCUUAUCUAAAUCAAUUCAUCACUCUUUCUCUAUAAUUUAUAAAUAAUUUUCCGGUAUUUAUAAAUAAUUUUUCUUUGAUAUAUAUCUCUUCAAGCCUAUAACCUUAUCCAACAGUAAAAAGUAAUAUCUUUUUUAAAAUUAUUUUUAUUAUAUAACAAAAUUUUGGUAGACAUAAAAUUGAAGGAAGGUAAUGAAAAAUAGAUAUUAUAUUUUUAAUGAUAAUGAAUUUAUUAUAUUAUCAGACUCGACGAGUACGCCCCACAGGGCCGCAGAGCAGCUGAUAUAUAACGCUACUAGUGUUUAUAUCGGUCUGUCUUAAAUACGAGAACACAAGUUCAUCAUCUCUCUGAUUCAUACAUAAAUUAAGCUAGCUAGAACAGAUAAUCAUCACUGAGAAAUGGCGGAACAGCUCACCGACGAUCAGAUCUCAGAGUUCAAGGAAGCUUUCAGCCUCUUCGACAAGGACGGAGAUGGUUGCAUCACUACUAAGGAACUUGGCACUGUAAUGAGAUCACUGGGGCAGAACCCUACUGAGGCAGAACUCCAGGACAUGAUCAAUGAAGUUGAUGCUGAUGGUAAUGGGACCAUCGACUUCCCUGAAUUCCUCAACCUUAUGGCUAGGAAAAUGAAGGACACCGACUCUGAGGAGGAGCUCAAGGAGGCCUUCCGAGUCUUUGAUAAAGAUCAGAAUGGGUUCAUUUCGGCUGCUGAGCUGCGCCAUGUCAUGACCAACCUCGGGGAGAAGCUUACUGAUGAAGAAGUGGAUGAGAUGAUACGUGAGGCUGAUGUUGAUGGCGAUGGACAGAUCAAUUAUGAAGAAUUUGUCAAGGUUAUGAUGGCCAAGUAAUGAUCCUACCCCUAACAAUCCACAAAGACAUCCGAUUUAAGUAAAUCUGAAAAGAACAGAACGAAGGCUUUAAUAGUGUAGUUGGUUUGGUAGCAUCUUUAUUAUCUUUUUAUCAAAUUGUUAUGGUGGAACUCUAAUGGAUGUAGUGGUGAUGUCGUUAUGGUGGUGGUAGAAGUUCUGUUUUAUUUGUGUUGCAACUUUUUUAUUACAGUAGCAGCUUUAUGAAGAUAUUUGUUUGUCUAUUACCAAUAUUGGUAGGUGUUUAACUCCUUGUAUCAACCGGAAACCCGUAGUAGUUUUCUUCUGAAGACUUGCUCUUGUUUUUCCUU
Messenger RNA from Daucus carota subsp. sativus, 1311 nucleotides. RefSeq names its product calmodulin-7. Gene Ontology annotation, molecular function: calcium ion binding. The record is from RefSeq and is a predicted model, not a curated record. NCBI's taxonomy places the organism in Eukaryota, Viridiplantae, Streptophyta, Magnoliopsida, Apiales, Apiaceae. The transcript is spliced from 2 exons. Bases 533 to 982 code for a protein of 149 amino acids.